AGUUGGAGAAAGACAAUGUCGAUCGGCGAGAGGUCGGUUACAGAGGCGGCCGGGAGCGUCAGCAGAAUGGCACAACAGAAGAACCUUGAGGGGUAUGUGGGAUUUGCAAAUCUCCCCAACCAAGUGUACAGAAAGUCUGUGAAGAGGGGCUUCGAGUUCACUCUCAUGGUCGUCGGAGAAUCAGGUUUGGGGAAGUCUACGCUCAUCAACUCCCUGUUUCUGACAGACUUGUAUUCUCCGGAGUAUCCCGGACCCUCUAACAGAAUCAAGAAAACCGUUCAGGUGGAGCAGUCCAAGGUGCUGAUUAAAGAGGGUGGAGUUCAGCUGCUGCUCACCAUCGUGGACACGCCAGGGUUCGGAGAUGCUGUGGAUAACAGUAACUGCUGGCAGACCGUCAUCGAUCACAUCGACAGCAAGUUUGAGGAUUACCUCAACGCAGAGUCACGUGUCAAUCGACGCCUGAUGCCUGACAGCCGAGUGCACUGCUGUCUGUACUUCAUCGCCCCCUCUGGUCAUGGACUGAAACCACUGGAUAUUGAGUUCAUGAAACGGUUACAUGAAAAAGUGAACAUCAUCCCACUCAUCGCCAAAGCAGACACACUGACUCCUGAGGAGUGCCAACAGUUCAAGAAGCAGAUAAUGAGAGAGAUCCAGGAACACAAGAUCAAAAUCUAUGAGUUCCCAGAGACUGAUGACGAGGAGGAGAGCAAACUAGUCAAGAAGAUUAAGGACCGUCUGCCGCUGGCUGUGGUGGGCAGUAACACCAUCAUCGAGGUCAAUGGGAAGCGUGUACGGGGCAGGCAGUACCCCUGGGGCGUGGCAGAAGUGGAGAAUGGGGAGCACUGUGACUUCACAAUCCUUCGAAACAUGCUCAUCAGAACUCACAUGCAGGACCUGAAGGACGUGACCAACAACGUCCAUUACGAGAACUAUCGCAGCAGGAAACUGGCCGCGGUCACUUACAACGGCGUCGACAACAACAAAAACAAAGGCCAACUCACAAAAUCUGACACAGUUGAUGGCAUGAGCCCACUGGCACAGAUGGAGGAGGAGAGGAGAGAACAUGUGACGAAGAUGAAGAAGAUGGAGAUGGAGAUGGAGCAGGUGUUUGAGAUGAAGGUCAAGGAGAAGAUCCAGAAACUCAAAGACUCUGAGGCAGAGCUGCAGCGGCGUCAUGAACAGAUGAAGAAGAACCUGGAGGCCCAGCAUAAGGAGCUGGAGGAGAAGAGACGUCAGCUCGAGGAGGAGAAGGUCAGCUGGGAGGCCCAACAACGCAUUCUGGAGCAGCAGAAGCUGGACGCUUCCAGGACCUUGGAAAAGAACAAAAAGAAGAAGAUCUUUUAAACCACUUGGACCAUCAUCACAUCCUAGUUGCCAAUUAAACCAGUCUGUCGACCAAAACCAUACAUUUAUAUAAAGCCCCAUGUUUUUUUAUGUUUUUGUGUUGUUGUGGGGACGCCUCACUGACCUGGAAACACUUAACUCUAUCCAUCCUUUAGGCUCUUUCUCCACAUCUAAAGCGUCGGUUCAUUUGCCAGACCUCACAGAAACUGAGAGCGCCUAAUCUAAAACAAAUAAAACAUACAAACUUCUCAGAGAUAUGCAAUAUUGUUUGAAAUGAUAACCUCUUAGGACUUUGAAUUUGUAAUGCGUCAAAUUCCCCUCCUGCAUCGCGUGUUUGUUUAGUGCUUUUAGAUCCGAGGUCACGAUUGAUUGGCCACGUCAAUAAAGGCUGAAUCUUACCUCAGGCAUUUCUGGCCUUUAAACGGCAACCUUUUUUUGUGGCUUCUUCUUUUCCCUUCCUGAAAUGUUAAGCUCUCCAAUAUUUGUGUAAUUUAAAUUAUUUAGCCAUGGACCUUAGCCAUUCAUGAAAUGUGUUUGUUUUUUUUUCAGUUACCAUUAUUUUGUCAAUUUCCAGUUCACUGUUUGUUUGUUUUAAGUGCUUGUGCAUUUACACAUCUUUAUGAAUGUCACAUGAUUUGUCCAUGGAUCCUCCUGUAAUGACGAGCUGUACCACAUUAUGUGAAUGGAGGAUUCAUCACACAUGGUGGGCAUUUGUAAGUGAUCUGUUGAUGUCUGUUGGCUUCCAGCGGGUGUGUUUCCUGCUCCUGCUCAUGUAAACUGAUUCAGGAACAGUGAGCUGGCGUUCUUGGCCAGUUGAUGUGUGUUUUUCUCUCUAUAGGCACGAGUUCCCAUCAGAGCUGACACUUAGCUCUCGGUCAUGUACUUCUGCAACUUUUUUGUUAAUUUUGUUUCUCUUUGUUUUGCUUUUUCAUUUUCAUUGUACAAAGUCACAUAAUAAACUUGUGAUGAUUCCA
Messenger RNA from Sinocyclocheilus anshuiensis, 2318 nucleotides. Its product is annotated as septin-7. Lineage: Eukaryota; Metazoa; Chordata; Actinopteri; Cypriniformes; Cyprinidae. The record is from RefSeq and is a predicted model, not a curated record. The transcript has 15 exons. Gene Ontology annotation, cellular component: septin complex. Gene Ontology annotation, molecular function: GTP binding. The coding region runs from base 16 to 1344 and encodes 442 amino acids.